GUUGUGUGUCAAGUACUGUACAGUAUGAGUGGGAAGUUAGCACACGAAAUAGACAUGGAUGUGGUGGCAUUUUUUGCUGGCGAGUGGAAGAAAAAGUUCCCAAGUGUCGGCGAGCCAGACGUGUUGAAGUUAGAUCACUUCUCAUCCCAAAAUAGGUCCCUUUCUGAAUUUCAACAGUUACACGAAGCUGCAAGAGAGAAAGUGAUAGAAAUUAAAAGCCAGCUCGAUCAAGCAGAAUUUAUGGAAGAUUUCUUGUCGAACAUUGUGAUAAUGAGAACUGGUCAACAUAUUGAUAGCAAUGUCGGUUACCUGGGAGCCUGUGAUAUGACAGGUGUUACAAAAAGACGUGUAGGGUCAGGUGAGGAGUUGGUCACCCGUAACACAGGGCAUCACAGUAGUGAAGCAAUUAACAACACGGGGAGUCGAGCGGUCACUAAAAUUAGUGUAGGUGAUCACCAGAGGUGGUCAGGCAGGACCAGGGUCCCGGGUCUCCUGUCCAGGGGACAAGGCACGUGCACAGGUAAAUCCGCAGGUGAAAAACAGGUGGACCAAGACUUUACUUGUACCUGGUUAGAUAAUUUGUCUGGUAUACAAAAAGAAAAUGGAUCGUCUAGUGAUGAAGAAACAGACAAUAAUGCACCUUCUGAUUUGUUGGCCCACGAUUUAAAUGAGAAGAAUUUCACAGGAAAUUCUGAAGUGCCAACUGGUAAUCUAGCAACCAUGGAAUUAGGGACAGAUAGCACUAGCACAGCGGAUGUGUUUCAUACAAACCACCAAAACUCAUCUAAUUUAAGCUCCAGUGUGAAGUCUGUCGGAGAAGAUGAACAAAACACAGACGAUGUAGACUUGGGUUUUGGAGUUAGUCGUCAGUCGGUAUCAGAUCGUAUAAAAUCAGUAGAAAGGAGGAUAUCCUGCAAGAAAAGUUCCGAGAAAUCUAGUGUUUCAUCAGAGCAGUCCAAGGCUCCUCCCCCACCUCGACCGAGACCAAUCAGUAGGCCUCGUUUGUCUAGACCAAAACCACCCCAAAUCUCGAAGAGUCCGAGCACCGAUUCUGAAACAGUUCCACAGAAAAGUGAGGGUGAACCAGAAUUAACAGCUUCCCUGAGAUCCAGAGGGCCUCUGGAAACAAAUCUAGGCCUGGAGAGAGACACUAGCCAGGCUGGCAAUCCAUUGUCGACUGUACACAAUGACCACAUGCACGCGGCUGUGAUCGAAAUUGAUCCCACUCAGUGUCAUCCUGAACCAGCUCAUUUGUAUAGAUCAGGAAAUGAAACUGAAACUACGGCCAUUGAGCACAUUACAGUCACUUCCCCUGCUGAUGCCGACAGCAUUGAACACAAAGUCAUAACUGUGUCACAAGAUUGUGGACACAACUUAGAUGAUGAGGAUAUGAAGAAAAUAAGGAAACUUUCCAGUGGUCUAAGCAGUAGCUCUGAAACACACAAUGUACAUGUACUUGGUACAAGUUUCAGAAAAUUUCCUGAUAAUGAAUCGGAUAAGGUUGUUGACACCAAAAGCAAUGGAAUUAAUUCAAAUGUACCAACGGAUAUGGAGGAAGCUUCAGACAUGGGUGAGAAAAAAACGAUUAAAGGUAUUGUUAGGAGAUUAAAGACACAUGAACUUCAAGAUUUGCAAACCAAUUCUACUGAUAAGAAAAAAAAGUCAAAUUAUUUAAACAUUUCACUUAAUGUACUGCUGACUCAAGUCGAUCAACUUAAGGUUUCUGAUGAGAGUUCUGACUCGGACAAUGAAGAUGGAGCUUUGGGGGGAACCAGAGAUGCAGGAGACAUUUCAGGUGUGACGAAUGAGAAUGAAUACAAUAAAAAAACGGACGAGGGGGACAGAUCCUCCACAGAGGGUAACACUCUGUCAGUUCCAGAUGUACACCACAUGCACAGGAAGAAAGUUUCCACUACCUCAAUAGAUACCCAGUCAGACGAGGACGUGACAGAUGGCAGGCACAGAAUAAAGAGGACUAAGUCGGAGGAUGACCUUGACACCAUCAGUUGUGACAGUCAUGAUGAGUUGGAUGUGGUCGAUCAUGAAGAUGAGGUGGAAACAGAAAAGUCGCGGAAGCUGAGGAUGAGGAAAAUACUUGUAAAUGGAAUACUGUCCAGUGAGGAGAACUACCUGUCAUGUCUGGAUGAACUUGUCAAUUUCAAGCGUAAGCUACAGAUGGGCUGCGAGACAAACCCCCUGUGUUCCUUUGAGGACCUGACCACCAUAUUCUACAAGGUAGAGGACAUCCAUGUUCACCACAAGACGUUUGUGUCCAGUCUGAAAGAGAAGGUUGACCAGUGGUCAGAUGAUCAGGAGAUUGGCCAAAUAUUUAAGGAACUGAUUGUGUUUUUUCCUACGUAUAAAGAAUUUGUUGAGAACACUAACAAAGCUCUAGAAUGUGUUGCCAAGUGUAGCAAUGAAAAUCCAGAUUUUAAGAAAAUGGCUCUUAAUUUGAAAGUUAAGGGGCCUCAAAGUGACGAGAAAGUGGUGGCUUCAUUAGAAGAGAUUCUGUUUAAGCCGGUCCAAAGAUUACAAAGAAAUACGCUAGUUCUGCAUGAUUUAAUCAAAGUAACACCCGAGGACCAUAAAGACAUUGCUACCCUCCAGGGGGCACUUAAAAUUGCAGAUCAUAAUUUAAGAAACUUUGGAGUGGAUGAAGAUGCUGAUGACAAGUCUGAAGACAAGCGCCAUCUAGUGAAGAGUGGGUUUGUGGUGGAGAUCGAGGGUAGGUCCCGUAAGCUGCGCUUCCUGUUCCUAUUUAGUGAUGUCCUCGUCUGUACCAAGCACAAGAUCAGUGGAAGACAUAAGGUGCGUUCAUUUGAGUGCAAGUGGUUCGUGCCCAUGUUCCAGAUGUCAAUGGCACCGAAGGGUGAUAAAGUUUACGACUGUAAGGAAGACAUUGAUGCUAUGAAGAAGAAGAUUGUCAGUCUGAAGGCGGAGCUAAGGUCAGAGAUGAGGAAUGCCGAACCUAACAAAGAUAGAUGGUCCAUAGCAGGCAAAGUCCAGCAGAGGUCCAUAGAUAAACUACGUAAGAAAAUUGAAGAGCAGGAGGCAUCACUAGUCCUGGCAUCACCACACAUGCCCAUCACAUUUUCAUCUAAGGGAGAUAACAAGUACAUAAUUCUGCUGUCCAAUGAUUUUGAGCGUGAGGAGUGGAGGGAUGCUAUUGAUAACCAGUUGAAGCACCAUUCCCCACAGGGUCAGCCAAGUCCGCCACAUAAUGCCAUCCAGAGACAGCUUAGUAUCCAUGACAUCCAGUCAAUGAUCAAUGACAGUAAACAGUUACCACAGGUGAACAAGAUUGGAAACGUUUUAAUGAGGAAAGAUGAAGAGAUGCUAAAUGGUAACCUGAAUGUAACGAUUCACACUCUGGCCGGUGUGGAUAAACCAUGUGAGAUAUUUUGUCAACUGGAGCUGGACUCCUACGGACACUUCUUCAUGAAGGCACGUUCAACAACAAGUUCAGUGAUCCAUGUUGGUGAUCGGUCGUGGGACGAGGACUUUGAGAUUGAGCUGGACGGUUCACAGACACUACGAAUCCUUUGUUACAAGAAGGAUGGAGCCAUGGAUGAGCUGAUUGGGCGCAGUGCCUUGGAGUUGAGUAAAAGCUGGUUGAGCAGUACUUUUAAAGAACAGAAAAUCUCCAUGAAUGAUCUCACCCUGACGAUUUCUGUGAGACACACUCCGACUAGUAAAACAUUGAAGAGGAUGCCUUCCAAGAUACAGGGAGGAGUGUUUGGUGUCCGAUUAAAGACCAUCAUAAGUCGAGAGCACAAGACCAUUCCCACCAUUGUGACGACAUGUUUGAAAGAGAUAGAAGCCAGAGGUCUGGAUGAGCUCGGAAUCUACCGAGUGUCUGGAGUAACGUCAGAAAUACAGAGGCUGAAAAAAACUUUUGAUAAAAAUAUGCGUGCUGGAAUAAAUUUGGUCAACAGCUGUGAUAUCAACGCUGUAACGGGUGUACUCAAGCUGUUUUUCCGUGAGCUGCCCGAGCCACUCUUCACUGAGGCUAACUACAAAGCCUUCAUUAGCACCGCUGGAUUAAAGGAUCUGCCGUCCAAGGAGAAGUGUAUGUUACAGCUGUUACAUGAUCUCCCUGACGAGAACUACUACACCAUUGUCAGUGUCGUAGAACAUCUGGUGAAAGUGGUCCAGUGUGAGUCUGAGAACAAGAUGUCCAUCAGUAACCUAGCGACAGUGUUUGGCCCCACCCUCCUACAGCCUGCGGUCAAAGAUUCCAAACUUAGUCCCGCCCAGAUCAUGAUGCAGGGAGCCCAGGAUGUGUUUUCUCAGGCCGAGGUCCUUUCCUUCUUCCUCAACUUGUGUUUUAGUGGACGCAGUAUCCGUCGGUCAUCUGCACACCUGAUUUAAUCCACCAGAAAUUAUCUGUCAUUUUACAAAGGUCAUCCAGAGGUUAAAACUAUAGUGUUAUAGAUACAGUGACCUUGCCAUAGGUCCUCACCAUCUAUAAACAUAUCCAACCAGAGGACCAAAGGUGUCACCAGAGGUAACACGCAUAUUUACCGGCAUACUGUAUCUCAUGCAUGGUGCAAUAUGUAAUGCUGUCCAUGUAACAGUAGGUGAACACAGAUUGUCCAGAUGUGAUUCCCCAUAUUGGACUGAUCUGUGUACAGAAUAUAGGUAGCAGGUGUUACUAAAUACAGAAGGUUUGUGCCUACUCAGAUCCAUACAUAACAUCACUUUCUUCGAUUCCUGUGGUUUAAAGAACAUCUUUAGAUUUUAAAGUUACCUAAAUGCCUAGAGAUCAGGAAGGCAGUACUUCGCUACCAGGAUUUCUAACUGAUGUCGAACAGAAAUGGAAGACAGAAGAAAACUAUGACUUGUCCCGACAAACACAGGUUCUGUGACAAUGCUAUCAAUUACUGUAAACAAGUGCUUUCAUCUAUACCAGUUGCAUAAUAUAAUUUAUUAGGUGAAUAUGACGUUAUUUUAAGGUUAUAUGUUUUAACCUAUAAAAUGUCUUGAAUGGCAUUGUUAUUUUAAGUGAGUGACAUACCAGCGUUUAAUUUAUCAUUUUACGAUUGAAACCGUAAGCACCAUUGAUACGAUAUCAAGAAACUCCCAGUCAUAUUAAAGGAGACAUAGGUUUGAGAGAAGUACUUUAAUUUUACUUCAUUUUGGAAUGUAAGAUGUUCACAGGACCCUAUUCCGUCUUUUCGUAUUGCAGAGUUAUCUGCUCUUGUGAGCGGGUAUUGAUUGUUAAGUCAUUUGUU
This is a messenger RNA of Mizuhopecten yessoensis (Yesso scallop), 5234 nucleotides long. Its product is annotated as active breakpoint cluster region-related protein-like. NCBI's taxonomy places the organism in Eukaryota, Metazoa, Mollusca, Bivalvia, Pectinida, Pectinidae. Gene Ontology annotation, cellular component: membrane. The record is from RefSeq and is a predicted model, not a curated record. Gene Ontology annotation, biological process: positive regulation of GTPase activity; intracellular signal transduction. The transcript has 24 exons. The coding region runs from base 25 to 4371 and encodes 1448 amino acids. Gene Ontology annotation, molecular function: guanyl-nucleotide exchange factor activity; GTPase activator activity.